UGUCAAAUUGCUAACAAAAAAGAAAAGCAAAAAUUGGCGUGUGUUUGUGCAUCAAAACGUUUUGUAGUUUCUUCUUCACUUUUUCAAGCGUUUUUAUCAUAAAUUCAUAAUUUAUUUUAUUUUAUUCACAAAAUCAUCAACUAAAUAUGGCUCUUGUUAAACCAAAAUCUGAAUUAACCCCCGAAGAAUUGGCUCGCCAAGAGGAAGAAGAAUUCAAUACCGGUCCGUUGUCCGUACUCACACAAUCCGUCAAGAACAACACUCAAGUCCUAAUCAACUGCCGCAACAACAAGAAACUCCUUGGACGUGUCAAAGCUUUCGAUCGUCAUUGCAACAUGGUUCUGGAGAAUGUCAAAGAAAUGUGGACAGAAUUGCCGCGCACUGGCAAAGGCAAAAAGAAGGUUAAGCCGGUAAACAAAGAUCGUUUCAUUUCAAAGAUGUUUUUGCGCGGAGAUUCUGUAAUUUUAGUUUUGCGUAAUCCACUUGCAACUGCAGCUGGAAAGUAAAAUAAUAAAUACAACUAAAAUGGGGCAAAUUGUGCUCUCGCUCUAGCUUUUAAGAUAUUUCACUGAAUUUUAAAUUUUUUUCUUCUUUUGUAAUAAAACUCAACAAAUCUACCGUAGUAUAUAUGUAUUAAA
Episyrphus balteatus (marmalade hoverfly) is the source of this 638-nucleotide messenger RNA. It is a transcript of the gene SmD2, whose product is annotated as probable small nuclear ribonucleoprotein Sm D2. Lineage: Eukaryota; Metazoa; Arthropoda; Insecta; Diptera; Syrphidae. The record is from RefSeq and is a predicted model, not a curated record. Gene Ontology annotation, molecular function: RNA binding. Bases 147 to 506 code for a protein of 119 amino acids. Gene Ontology annotation, cellular component: U1 snRNP; U4/U6 x U5 tri-snRNP complex; catalytic step 2 spliceosome. The transcript is spliced from 2 exons. Gene Ontology annotation, biological process: spliceosomal snRNP assembly; RNA splicing.